This is a messenger RNA of Medioppia subpectinata, 2220 nucleotides long. Lineage: Eukaryota; Metazoa; Arthropoda; Arachnida; Sarcoptiformes; Oppiidae. The record is from the annotation of a GenBank genome assembly.
AAUAUUCUGUUUGGCUCUCAAUAUAAUGAAGAGAAAUACAAUCGAGUGGUGAAGGCGUGCGCUUUGGACACAGAUUUCAAACUCAUGCCGUUUGGGGAUAAAACACUUGUCGGUGAGAGAGGAGUAUCGUUAAGUGGGGGCCAAAAGGCCCGCAUAAGUCUGGCCCGGGCUCUGUACCACUCGGCAGACAUCUACCUCUUGGACGACCCCUUAAGUGCUGUCGACACACAUGUGGCCAAACAUAUCUUCCAGAAGUAUAAAUGUUGUAUUGAGUACUUGAAAGACAAGACAAGGGUUUUAGUGACCCAUAACAUCCAGUUUCUCAAAGACGCGCAUCAAAUACUUGUGCUCAACGACGGCGAGUGUGUGGCCAUCGGGUCCUACACUCAGCUCAAAGAGCGCGGCAUUGAUCUCAUGGCAUAUCAGAAUUCUCAAAGACGCGCAUCAAAUACUUGUGCUAACGACGGCGAGUGUGUGGCCAUCGGGUCCUACACUCAGCUCAAAGAGCGCGGCAUUGAUCUCAUGGCAUAUCAGAAACAAACCGAUGGAUCAAAUGAUAGGAGAGAUAUCAAAAGGAGAACAUCUCUCACACCAUCGAUAGACUCGUCCCUUAGUGAGGGAUCGGAAGUGACGGACGUUAGGGAACCGAUAGAAGUGGACGUACAGGAAGUGAAGGCCGAACGCAAAAUGAUUGGAUCCAUUAAGUCAUCUGUUUAUAUGGAUUACAUUAAGGCCGGCGCCGGACCUCUACUCAUAACUCUUACCAUUUUGUUUUUAAUCUCUUCGCAAGUUCUCAAUCAGGGAAGUGUUUAUUGGUUGAGUUUAUGCUCAGGCGACCGGACAAACAAAAUGAGCAAAAAUGCAGAAGAAGUGGAUCAGAGAUUUAAUAUAAUAAUCUACACGAGUCUAAUGUGUGGUCUGUUUGUGUCGGCCCUGUUGUCCACCAUUUGUUUCUACAUAAUGUGUAUGAGAUCUUCGGUUAAUCUCUAUAACCGAAUAUUCUAUGCAUUAUUGCGAUCACCGAUACAUCUGUUCGAGAGUUCGCCCAUCGGACGAAUUCUAAACAGAUUUUCAAAAGACACGGGAAUUGUCGACGAAUUGUUGCCAUCAAUUGCUUUUGAAUUUAUUAUUAAUUUCUGUUUUAUUAUCGGAAGUCUUGUAUUAAAUGCAAUUGUCAGUUGGUGUUUGAUAUUUCCGGCAAUACUUUUGUUGAUAUUAGUGUUCAUUUGUCGCUAUUUUUAUAUCAGAGCCGCGAGGGAUAUAAAACGGUUGGAGGGGUUGUCCCGGAGUCCGGUGUACUCUCACGUGAACACAACGCUGUGUGGGCUGACAUCGAUCCGUGCGUUUGGCGCACAGCAUAUGUUUGAGCGUCAGUUUGAAGUCCACCAAAACGACAACACCUCUACUUUUUUCCUAUCCAUUUGCACCGCUCGAGCACUCGGGGUCUUAAUGGACACCAUUUGUAUUGUAUAUAUGAGUGCUGUUAUUGUAUAUAUUAUGAUCAGUGGUGACGGUAUUCCCGGAGGAAGUGCUGGACUUUUGUUAACAUCGGCCCUAUCGUUGGCCAGUUUGAUUCAAUACGCUACUAAAUUAUCGGCCGAUACCGAGUCCUAUAUGACUGCUGUCGAGCGAGUGCUCGAAUACACAGCCAUUAAACCCGAGGCAGAGCUCGAGUCCACUCUCUAUAAGAGACCGGAGAAAGAUUGGCCACAAAAUGGAGAAAUAGUGUUCAAUAAUAUGAGUCUUCAAUACAACGAAUCGCCGCAUAAAGUGCUCAAAGAUAUCAAUGUUUGCCUCAAAGGGGGAGAAAAGGUGGGAGUCGUGGGCCGGACGGGCGCCGGCAAGUCAUCACUCAUUGCAGCCCUCUUUCGACUCACAGAACCUUUAGGACAGAUAUUGAUAGACGGGGUGGACAUCAAGACUAUUGGUUUGCAUGACUUAAGGAGUAAGAUAUCAAUCAUACCUCAGGAACCGGUGCUCUUCACGGGUUCUUUGCGUAAAAAUUUGGAUCCUUUUGAUGAACACCCGGACGACGAGCUCUGGUCGGCUCUGGAAGAGGUACAGCUCCGGGAUGUCGUGCAGUCAAUGCCAGGAGAGUUGGAUGGAGUGGUUCGGGAAGGGGGCAGUAAUCUGAGUGUAGGUCAGCGCCAAUUGGUAUGUCUGGCGAGAGCUAUACUACGAGACAAUCGGAUACUAGUGUUAGACGAGGCGACCGCUAAU